This is a messenger RNA of Glycine soja, 980 nucleotides long. Its product is annotated as arogenate dehydrogenase 1, chloroplastic-like. Bases 1 to 885 code for a protein of 294 amino acids. The record is from RefSeq and is a predicted model, not a curated record. Gene Ontology annotation, molecular function: arogenate dehydrogenase (NADP+) activity. Gene Ontology annotation, biological process: L-tyrosine biosynthetic process. NCBI's taxonomy places the organism in Eukaryota, Viridiplantae, Streptophyta, Magnoliopsida, Fabales, Fabaceae. The transcript is spliced from 2 exons.
AUGCACACAAUCAGUAUAGGUUCAGAGGAACUUGAGAUACAAAACUGGGGGAGUUGUGAACAUGAGCUGAACAGAUCCCUCCGUAUACUACGUGCCAUCGACCGUGAAUCCGAAGUGCCGGCUUGGAUACAAGCCAUAAGCUCUUUUGAGAGCUUCUGUACUGGAAAUAGUAGAGAAGCUCUCAAAAGAGCUUAUGGCUUGUAUCCAAACAGGCACGUCCAGAACCAGAAGCUAAAGAUUGGCAUCACAGGCUUCGGCAAAUUUGGGCAGUUCCUGGCUCGAACCUUGGUUCGACAGGGCCACACCGUCUUGGCCCAUUCCCGCUCCGACUACACCCACGUCGCACUCGAACUCGGCGUAACGUUCUUCGAAAAACCCCACGACCUCUGCGACGAACGCCCCGACUGUACCCAUCCCAUGUUUGGGCCACAAAGUGCAAAAGAUGGGUGGAGUGGUUUUCUUUUUGUUUUUGAUAAGGUUAGAAUAGGAACAGAUGAAGCAAGAACAUCACGAUGUGAUUGGUGUCUCAACAUUUUUUCUAGUGAAGGGUGUCAGCUUGUUGAAACGCCAUGUGCUGAACAUGAUCGACAAGCAGCUGGAUCGCAAUUUAUCACUCCCACUGUAGGAAGAAUUUUAGAAAAGCUGGAUUUUUUGGAGCCAACGAAAAUUGACACAAUAGGCUUUGAGUCUUUGUUGAAUUUAAUGGAUAACACUGUUAGAGACAGUUUUGAUCUCUACUUUGGUUUGUUCUUGUUUAAUAAAAACUCCAGGCAACAACUAGAAAGAUUCCAUCUAGCUUUUGAGUCAUUGCAGAAUCAGCUUUUUGAUCAUGUGCUUGAUAACUUAAAGCAAGUAUUAAAACUUGAAGAAGAAUCCCAUGAUUAGCCAGAGAGGUCUAUAUGUUGCCUGAGAGACAUGAAGAUGGUGCAGAAUUAUCUUUUUCUAAUAUUGUGGACACUAAAUGAAAUUGAUUUCCCAGA